Knipowitschia caucasica is the source of this 711-nucleotide messenger RNA. Lineage: Eukaryota; Metazoa; Chordata; Actinopteri; Gobiiformes; Gobiidae. The record is from the annotation of a GenBank genome assembly.
AUGCUAGUACAUCGACUGCAGAAGAGCCACAUUGGGAAAAACUGUACACCCAAUGUGGAGCCUGGAUUCACAGCAGUCCACCCCCCUCUGAGAUACAGUCUAUGUGUCCCUCGCCGCCCUCCAGGUGCGACAGUGUCCUCUCCGUCCCCCCUCCACAGUGCCACAGUGUCCUCUCCGCCCUCGUCGCGACAGUGUCCCUCUGCCCUCCAGUGCGACAGUCCCUAUGCCCUCCAGCGCGGACAGUGUCCUCUCUGCCCUCCAGUGCACAUGGGUCCUCUCUGCCCUCCAUGCGACAGUGUCUCUGCCGCCUGCGACAGUGUCCUCUCUGCCCUCCAGUGCGACAGUGUCCUCUCUGCCCUCCCGAAAGGUCCUCUCUGCCCUCCAUGCGACAGUGUCCCUCUCUGCCCUGCGACAGUGUCCUCUCCGCCCUCCAGAUCUCGAGCGUCCCUCUUCCGUCCAGAGCUCGAGCGUCCGCUCCGCCCUCCAGCUCGAGCGUUCCACUCCGCCCUCCUGAGCUCAGAGGUCCUCUCCGCCCUCCAGAGCUCGAGCUCCUCUCCGCCCUCCAGCGCUCGAGCCGUCCUCUCCGCCCUCCAGAGCUCGAGCGUCCUCUCCGCCCUCCAGAGCUCGAGCGUCCUCUCCGCCCUCCAGAGCUCGAGCGUCCUCUCCGCCCUCCAGAGCUCGAGUGGUCACCUCUCCGCCCUCCAGAGCUAG